AUGGCACCCACUAAAAAGAAGUCAGCCAAGACUAGCGACAACAUUAACGCUCGUCUUCAGUUGGUGGUUAAAUCGGGUAGAUACUCUUUGGGAAUCAAACAGGCUCUUAAAAACUUGCGGUCGGGUAAAGCCAAACUCGUCCUCAUUUCGAAGAACUGUCCCCCUCUUCGGAAAUCCGAGAUUGAAUACUACGCCAUGUUGGCCAAAUGCAACGUUCACCACUACGAAGGUUCCAACAUUGACCUCGGUACUGCCGCUGGAAAAUUGUUCCGCGUCGGAGUGAUGGCUAUCCAAGAUGCUGGUGACUCGGACUUGGUCAGUCAUCCUCCAUUCUUCCUCGCAUUCCUCCCCUUGCCCUCAAUCUUUCCACUUUAA
Messenger RNA from Tremella mesenterica DSM 1558, 375 nucleotides. RefSeq lists its product as uncharacterized. The transcript has 3 exons. Lineage: Eukaryota; Fungi; Basidiomycota; Tremellomycetes; Tremellales; Tremellaceae. Gene Ontology annotation, molecular function: structural constituent of ribosome; RNA binding. Gene Ontology annotation, cellular component: cytosolic large ribosomal subunit. The coding region runs from base 1 to 375 and encodes 124 amino acids. The record is from RefSeq and is a predicted model, not a curated record.